Molecule: messenger RNA, 1258 nt
Organism: Aspergillus homomorphus CBS 101889
Lineage: Eukaryota; Fungi; Ascomycota; Eurotiomycetes; Eurotiales; Aspergillaceae
Exons: 2
Coding region: 422-1201 (259 amino acids)
Source: RefSeq, a predicted model, not a curated record
AAGAAUCCCGUUAAGACGCAGAGGCCACCCAGGCGAAAGACAACUUAUAAAAUGACUUCUCCUCUUGGUACAUGACAUCUUCUCUUUUUGAUGGGGCUGUCGGGCGGAAAGUCUGCAUAUAUAAACAUGCCCAUUAGCCACACCUAUGCCACUUUAUGACACUCGACGUCAUCGUUGUCUUCGCUGUACGGCGUGCAGGAACAUGCUUGUCGGAAGACAUCUAUCGCGACUUUGUACCAUUCACAGCGUGAAUAGCGACCAAUUGAUGCUUGCUUCACGAUUUAGGAGCCACGAUCAAUAACUUGAUCGAGCUCAGCAGCCCGCUGGCAUUGUUCCCUUAUUCGGCAUCUGGGCCCGAUCUCGGUAUUUCCUCGGCGAGCUACAGCAUCCUUCCAAACUCCUUCACGACUGCGCGAACAUCAUGGCCUCUCACCGUAUGAUUCCGACCGCGAGGCCCCCAAGUCCUGAAUCAUCCCAACAAGGCAGAAGCAGCCCACACCCGUGGGCAAGUCGCAGACGCGACAGGGAUGCCGGCAACGUCAGCCAGGACGAAGACGAGGACGAAGUCCUCUACGACCUGGACGAAACGGCACUAGCACAGCUCCCCACGCACCUUCAAGAAGCGAUGCGCCAGCUCCAGCUGGAGCGAGUACACAAUUUCCAGCGAGCCAGCACCGGGCUUCGCCCUGGAACAGGGGCCCGGCCUCCUCGGCCGACGUUUCACAGCUAUUACGCGGAAACCUGGUUCCAAAACAUGAUGGCGCGGCUGACGGCAGACCAAGAGAUGAGUGAAGCUCACCAUGUCCGAAAUGCCCAGGCGUCAUCAAGUCAGCCGGAGCAGGAUUGGCGCGAGCGCAAAUCACAGAGCCUGCAGGCUACAGCAACCUACGGAAAGGACAGUAUCUGGUUCGCGAACGAUGGGGAUCUGGAAACAUCCUCGCAAGAUGUGAUGGUCUCGGAGUACGAGCCUGAGCUUUCCUCGACCAGGUUGAAGCGCUUUGCUCCCAACUUCUACGAACCGCGAGCGGAUGAACGAGGAAAACCGCUCUAUGAGACCGAUUCUGAGGGUAGCAAAGAACGGCUGGCCGAUAAUCGGGAAGCGGCUCCUCGACAGCGAAAGGGGAGCAGGUCAAUCAUCUCCUCCAUGCGCUGUAGAGUGCGGAGGAGUGUCCAGAGAAUGGGCAAGCUCUGGAAGCGUUAAAAUGGGUUUGCUAUUCAUUUAGCCCUGGCGUUGGCAAGAUACCAUUUUGGGCAUAGG